Messenger RNA from Sabethes cyaneus, 330 nucleotides. RefSeq lists its product as uncharacterized. The record is from RefSeq and is a predicted model, not a curated record. NCBI's taxonomy places the organism in Eukaryota, Metazoa, Arthropoda, Insecta, Diptera, Culicidae. The transcript has 2 exons. Bases 1 to 330 code for a protein of 109 amino acids.
AUGAAAACGAUCGUGUGCUUAUUCGCAUUGAUCGCAGUUAUUGCUGCGAGUACUGUUCCGUUGCCAGGUGCUCCUCGUACGGUCAUUCGAAAGGUGAGAGCUGCUGAAAAUUCACAGGAAAAUGCACCAACGCAGAUAGCGGAGGCCAAUGCAGAGGAUAUGGAUGGAGCGGAAACAUUCGGAUUCGGAUAUCAUAAACAUAUUCACGUUGUACCGUCGUACGGAGGCUUCUACGGAGGAGGAUAUCCUUAUUAUGGUGGAUAUGGCUACGGAGGAUAUGGCAGUUAUGGCGGAUACCCGUAUGCCCACGGCUAUCCUUACUACUAUUAA